Molecule: messenger RNA, 624 nt
Organism: Bradysia coprophila
Lineage: Eukaryota; Metazoa; Arthropoda; Insecta; Diptera; Sciaridae
Gene: UK114
Product: reactive intermediate imine deaminase A homolog UK114
Cellular component (GO): cytosol; mitochondrion
Molecular function (GO): deaminase activity
Source: RefSeq, a predicted model, not a curated record
ACACACACGUCAGUCAUUGUGGAACCAGUGAACAGUUUGUGUUUGCUGUUGCAUAAUUUCGAGUUCUAUCAUCGGCGAAUCGAUACAUCUACCACAGUUUGAAUUUGAUCAAAAUAUUUCAUAAACAAAAAUGUCGAAAAUUGUACGAAAAUUAAUCAGCACAAGCAAUGCACCCAGACCAGUUGCACCGUACAAUCAGGCCGUUAUUGCUGAUCGCACCGUUUAUGUAUCGGGAUGUUUGGGCCUUGACAAGGAUACUAUGACAUUGAUGCCGGGUGGAGCCGUACCUGAAAUGGCAAAGGCUUUGGAAAAUUUACAAGCUGUUUUGGCGGCUGCAGGAUCUGGCGUCGAUAAGGUCGUGAAAGCUACCAUUUUUGUUGAGGAUAUGGGAGACUUUGCAAACAUUAAUGAAGAGUACAAGAAAGUUUUCACAAAAGACUUUCCUGCUAGAUCUUGUGUACAAGUCGCUAAGCUACCAAUGAACGCUAAGGUCGAAAUUGAAGUGGUUGCAUUAACUGGUGAGGUGGAAACUGUUUCCGUUUAAACUUGAGAGAUUGAUGUUUUGUUUCACAAGAAAGUUAAUAAAGAUACGCAAUCGAUACAACAAAAAUGCUGUGUCUAAAG